This is a messenger RNA of Dermacentor albipictus, 6343 nucleotides long. Its product is annotated as selenoprotein N-like. Gene Ontology annotation, cellular component: endoplasmic reticulum membrane. The record is from RefSeq and is a predicted model, not a curated record. Lineage: Eukaryota; Metazoa; Arthropoda; Arachnida; Ixodida; Ixodidae. Gene Ontology annotation, biological process: calcium ion homeostasis; skeletal muscle fiber development.
ACGUAGUGCGCGACGGGCGACUCGAAACUUCGUGCGCGCGUACAUGGGCGCAGCUGGGAAGUUGGUACACAAUUUCGAUGUAACAGCAUCGCAAAUUCACCGGCAUUGCUGGCUGCUGCGACAUGUAGAAAGUUACCACGGUGUUUGUGGCUAUGACGACGUUGUGGCAGUUACGUCCAACCGCUGUCAUCGGUUCCGCAACGCUUGUCGCCGUCGCCACAGUGAUUUUUUCGCUGUCCUACCGGAGUGGUGUGCCCCUCAGCGGCUUGGAAAGCUGUUACGUAUUUAUUGAUCGCUUAAAAAAAUCGGAGUUCGCCUUUAUAUACGCGAACGUUGGUUCAUUGCUCGCUUCGGUAGGUUUCAGUCGAGAGGGUAGAAGAUGGGAAAGCCGAAACGUCACGAUACGAAGUACCUUCCGAGGUAUAGAUGCGAGUUCGCUGACGAAGAACAUCGCUGAAGAGGUUUUGUCGAACCCCAACAGCAAUCUUCAGGCACUCCUGUCAUGGAGAGAACCUCAGCAGCAUGUCAAAACGUUGCCACUGUCCAGAUUCUCAGCUUUUCUGCCACCUCAUGGUAACAUUCACGGUAAUCCGUGGUGGCUGUUGGAAGCAAAAGACUCGCGGAACUCCGAUGGACAUGUGGAGGCAGAUGUCUACGAACCACCAACACCCAGAACGCCAGCCGAAGUCCUGCUUGGAGAGCUUUUUGGGAUGUUUCAUCAAAAUGUCUUCCUCUUUACGAGAGCAUCGCCUGCUGGAACAGCUGCGGUCGUUACAAGAAGCAGAAACAGCACACUGGAUAUCCUGUUCAGGUCCCACGUUGAGUUCCAGAUCAGCACGCCACCACACAGGCCACUUUGGUUCACGCCUGCUCAGUUCCAAGGACGAGUGGUGAUCAGUGAGGACGGUUCUGUCCUGCACCACUUUGAAGCUCACUUGCCUACCGACCGGCAACUUAACGUUGAUCUGGAAUGGCUAUCACAACGGUAUAGUGGUGACGCGCCGACCACAGAAGUGGACAUUGGAAAAGUUCCUGAGAUGAUGCUUAGUAUGGGAACUCCCAAUGGGCUGCCUACGGAAAUGCGCCCGUCAUCUAUAAGCUCUAAUGAGGAGGACAAGGCGCUAAGAAAGCUGCAUCAGAUGUUCUUUCCUUUCCUCAAGGUGCCAUACCACAACCUGAGUUCAGUGGUAGCAGAAGCCAGGCGCCACAAGAAGCUAGUCCACUCCAUCAUCACCUGGGGUCCGCUGGAUGACCAGUCCUGCUGAGGAAGCGCUCGGACCCUACGACAGGGUCCGCUGGCUUCGCCUGCAGUUCAAAAGCUCCUGCAGGCUGGCUUUGUCAGCUCGUGGAGCUUAACAGCUGAACUACAUGAUUACGCUGCCUCCGAAACGGAUCAAGCAACGAAGAAAAUGGCUGCUGCCUGUCUCAGCGAGUACAAGUUUCCCGUCCAGAUUCUGUGCCUCCUGCCGAACGCAACAGUAGUCGACAGCAUCUGCGCCAAUCACCUUCUCGCCGUAGAUGACGUCGAUGAAGCGGAACUUCAAGGAUUCACUGACCCCAUCGAAAUGGCUUACCACCAGUUCCUCAGCUCCUGCAUUACAAAGGCCCGCACCAAGCAUCUCUUCGAGAUUUCCUAAACCUUCGUCUCUCACAAGAAUGUUGCACCAUAAUCAAAACAUACACAAAAGUGCCUUUCACUGUAGCGACGGUAGCUAUCAUAUGAAAUCAAAACAAUAUUUUACACUCGUCCUUAGUUAAGUGGCCCUGUCUCAGGCUUAGUCACAUACUCACUGAGAACAUGCUGUCCAGUUGUUUCAUCGUAAUUCAUGGUAAUACAGUUGAGCUUUGUUAUAACGAAGACAUGUCGAACACAAAAACACCUUCGCUAAAUCCUAUAUUUGUGUUAAGCAUACACACUGACAUUAGCAUGAAGAAAACGAAAAUUGACAGUUGAGUGUAAACAAUAAUGAUGCCUCCAAUUAAAUGAAAUACGGCCAGUCAUAUUUCAGAUUCACUACGUUAUAUAUUAUAUAAUGAAUUAUAUACUUGUGUUGAGAUAUAUUGAGGCUCAACUGCAGUCAAAGCGUGACAGCUAUGUUAUGAAUGCAAACAAGUUGUGAUUGAAACUGUCACACUGUACUGAGCUAUUACAGUGCCUGUAGAUGUCACAUAUCAAAAUAUUCAUCUAUCAUAACUUCUGGAAUGUACACACAGACUGCACCCGCUAUGUUACUGCUAGUAACUCGAGCUUAGCAUGAAUGCUGCUGACAAUUGAAGCUUAGCAUGAAUGCAAAAUCAAAGCGUGUAUACCUGACACCUAUUAGCUUUUGCUUUUCCUAUGAUUAUCUGUGAUAUAACCGCCUCCACCAAUCACAGCAUAUUUUUUUUUUCCUUUUGUAACAUCACAAUGCAAGUGCUGCAAAAACAUCACAUCUGUUCCGUCCUAAAGCCCUUUUAAAGUAAAGCCUCGUUAGCUCAAAGUAUGAUAUUUUGAAAUAACAAUUUUUUAAGUUGAGUUUUUUUUCGCCGUGAUGUCAACUCUAUGCAUUUUUCACCUCUUAUCUCUCAAAAAUUUUUGCUCCAUACUCUGAAUAUCUCAAAAUCUCAACUGCAAAACUGCCUGGGAAGAGUCAAAACCCGAAGGUUUCCAUAUUUUGUGUACAGCUGCGAUAUCGCCAAAGAGUGAAAUCGGAAUUCUGUGGCCACAGCGACUUUUCAUGAAUGGCGUGAACCAGCCUAGGCCUUAUGUUAAUAUUUUUCAUUUGCACAAAAAGUGUGCGUGCCCUCCCAGUGGUGUGUGAGGCUAGACGGAGAGGUUAAAACCAUUACUCCCGUGGGUCGGGUAGCACCGUGCUUAUCAACCCCUUGCAGGAAAGGGCCUGGCAUCACCACUGGCGAAGUGCGCCUUCGCACCGACCAAGGUCACGUCGGAGAGAGCAACCCGCUUAGCAACCAUUGCUAUUUACCUGAUAAAUGUGAAAAUGACAAGCGACUUCUGCCAAACCUUUCACAAUGCAUCGGGAUUGUAGAGGUCUUAGAACGACAGAAAGCUGAGCUAGUUGGUAAGGAUUCAUUACGCAAAAAAGAAGUGAGGCGUGCAGACAGGACACAAGAGUAGAGAAGUGGACAACACGAACGCAACACGAACAUGAAGUGCACAACACGAACAUGAAGUGCACAACACGAACAACACGAACGGCGUUCGUGUUGUCCACUUCUCUACUCUUGUGUCCUCUCUGCACACCUCACUUCUUUUUUGCAUAAUUGUAGAGGUCUCUUUUGCAAAGGGAGACGAUUUUAUGAAUAUCCCGACGCGUGGAUUUCCUUGACAGCCGAGCAUCAUGGCUUCCGACACUUUUCAUCUGGUAGCGAGCGAUCGUGCUGCGCUAUGCUAGCUAGUGUAGUCAGGCGCCGCACUACAUAUUCGUUCUCCCUUUCUGUCGCUUACGCACGAUUGAUUGCUGCCACCUCUCUGUGGCUCUCAUGUAAGCGGUGAACUGGGAGUUGAGCUUUGCUUUUUUUUUUCUUUCUUCUCAUUGAGGAUGCUGUCAGUGGCGCAUUAGUACAGCUAUGGCGUAUUCAUUGUGACCUUGAGGAAGGCAGUCAACGCUCUUGAGCAGGCGCAGUCGGACUACUCGCUACAGCUAAAUGAGGCGAGCCCACGGCGUAGUUUCAGUUUUCGCGAGAUCAUGGCUUGGCAAGGUCACUGGCUUCAUGCUUGUGCAGCGUAAACAGUAACGCCACUUGUGCACAUUCACAGUUCUGGUUGAGUUUUCUAAGUGAAAUUGUAUGGAAUUCAUUGCAGUGUCAGUUUCUUGUUUUUUUUUCCCCCCCGCGUUUGUAACUGGUUUUCAGUGCCAAGCGCACUGCCUCGCCACAGUGCUAGGAACGCUCUUGUCUGCGGAUGCCGAUCUGUCCGGUGUCGAUUCGCGUGAAACCUCGCGAAAGUGAUCGUGUUACCAGAAGUGAUCAACGGAGAAUACUGCUACUAGUAUACUGAGCUUAUGCCAGCGAGUUAGCUGCUACCGGCGCCAUACUGGCAAGUCCCUGUGGUCCAUGAGUGAUUUUUGCAAUUUCAGUUAUCUUGAAACUCUGCUUAUCUCGACACUUUGUUUGGUAUUUAAGAGUUGGCAUUGGAGAGUUAAUAAGGUUUUACUGUACUUAAGCAAGAUAUGCCAAGGCAAGACACCCAAUAUUUUUUCUACUGUUUACCACUCAAGAUAUUACUUGGGAAACAAUCACACAUUAUUUGUCAUUGUGCUCAACCUGAGAUCUUCGCAUAGAUUUCAAAGCAUUAAAAGACUCUCAUCAGGUUUGAGUCUUAUAAACAGAUAAGUGUAGUGCUUAGAUCAUGCAGCAACAUGCCUGCAAUGUAUUGCACCAACAUAUGGUGCGAAAGCAACUGAAGAUUCAAACAAAAGAUUAUGUGCUGUUUAGCUCGAAAGCCUACCAGUGAGAUGACAGCACAUGUAUGAUACUUUUAGAUAGCACACGUAGCACACACAGCACAAAUAACAGGCAGCAGUGUGGAAAACGUGAAAAUUUCCAUGAAACGCAAAGGGCGCAGAAUGUCCUCUGGCAAGUAUGCCAUGCAGCAAUAAAAGAAGGGAGGCAAACAAACAAAAGCAAGAAGCUUCUGCCUCUUAAAGCAGUUCAUGCUGGUGCGACAAAGAGUGGAAUUUUCAAAGUAGGUUAGCACAAAUGUUCCAUCUGGUACCUAUCACAACAUAUUUCCGUUUCUGUCACAGUUUUGUGUAAGCCAGCAACACUUUUUUGCUCACAGGACACAAGAUGUAGCACGUAGUGCAGUGCCUUAGGAUUUUACAUGCAUGCUCAUUUUAAAGCAGCAUUUAUAUUAGGAACACCGCGUGCGUAGCUACACCCGUUUGUUCUCCUGAACUUCAGCACACCAAGAUCUUUCAUGAUGUUGAUGCAGUGGUGUUUUUGCUUUAAGCCCAAGUCAGGUGUUCAGAACAGUCGUGUUUUGAUGUUGGAGCUAAAGAAAACUGUUUAAGCUAAGUAUCCUGAUCCCAAUUUAGUGGGGGGGAGGGGGAGGCUGCAAUAUCUUGGCAGUAAUCGCACAUCUUGCAGCUAGCCCAGUGACAGAUUGGUAUAGUGUACUGGUCGACUGUAAAUAAAAUGGGAAGGACUCGUAGCUUUUCCUUCAACACUGAUCCUAUCACUUUGCUAAUAGGAAUAAUGUACAGUACAAUCCACUGUUAAAGGGAACACAUACGAAUUUUUCGCUCGGGCAAGUACACAGCUGACCAGCUCUGCAGCAAGUUCCUAUGCACAUCUGCACAGUUCACUGACAUAGCAUGUCGGCACUUGCAGCUGGAGAACCAGAAGAUUAUAUAGUGUGUUCCCUUUGACUUUUGACUGCACUGUACCUGGUAGCAUUAUGCUGUGUCAUUUCAGCCUCAAUCAGUCUCGCGCAAUCCAAUUGUGAGUGCGUCGAGAGCAGCUGCCUUCCAAAGGGAUAAGCUGUGCUUGCCCCCCAAAAACGGCUUAUGAAUUGCCGUGUAACUAUCUUUGUUAAUGAGCAAAACGUGAACAAGGUUAAUUAAAAAAGGCUCCUGCAUUCACUUUGUUCACGUUUUAAAAAAGGCUCCUGCAUUCACCUUGUUCACGUUUUACUCAUCGUCUUGAAUUUCCAUCGCCCGCAUUCCCCGUGUUUUCCCUAUCUUUGCUAAUGUGUCUCCACAAAUGUGCCGCCAUAGUUGACAAUCGAGCAACGACAUGGAAUCAUUUUUGACACAGCAGAAUGUGCCUUAGCAUGCUUGUCAUGAUCAUUAUACUCAUUAAGGAAGAAUGGGUCAGCAGUGGGUGAACAAGAGAAGUCUCAAGCCAAUGCCUUGUGCUAAUGAAACCAAGUGCCCGUGUCGGAACAUUGACUCUAGGCAUGCUUAAUUUGCGCACUUCUGUUCAAUUCAAAUCUCCACCCUUUGACCCCUUCCUUUCUUCUUUUCACCGGAAAAAAAAGUUACUCAUGAAUAUCCGAGAUUUCUUUUAGCAGCAGCCUUCGUAAUUCAGAAAUCUGCUCUACGAGGAAAUGUGUUCAAGAAUACCAGUGCUCACUAGUCUGCGGGUCAGAGUUUUAAUUUUGCAGCAUGCUGUCAACGAAAAUGUGAGAAUGCAACCUUGUGUCCAAGCUUUUUGCUGGUGUGGUUUGCAAUUCUUUUCAGUUUGCAUAUUCUUUAUUCUAAUAGAAAUACUGAAGGAAAACACUCAAGUUUGUCUGCCUUAUGAAGUUGUCUUUCAAAACCGUCUGCGACGGUGAAAGAUGAUGGAUGCUUUAUGCAGGCUCCUUGUGUGGCUUUAAUAAAGCAUGUUGUGUUUACGA